Dioscorea cayenensis subsp. rotundata (Guinea yam) is the source of this 793-nucleotide messenger RNA. RefSeq lists its product as uncharacterized. Lineage: Eukaryota; Viridiplantae; Streptophyta; Magnoliopsida; Dioscoreales; Dioscoreaceae. The transcript is spliced from 7 exons. The coding region runs from base 34 to 579 and encodes 181 amino acids. The record is from RefSeq and is a predicted model, not a curated record.
AAACCCUGAACCUUUCCUCAUCUCUUAAGAGACAUGGCGUCGAACACCUCGAGUGCACUGCAGGACACGGGCAUGCUCUCCAAGGACCAGCUUCUCCGCCUCUUCGCCCGCUUCUCUGCCCUCACUUCCCAGCCAGAAGUUAAGAAGCGAAUCAGGGAUGCAGUCAAGGACAAGCAGGAGGCCGUCGCGGUUACUACUGCCAUUCAAGAGGAAAUAUUUCUUGAAAUGGGAAUCGAUCCAAGAUUUGGUAUUUCUUGCUUGGGGAAGAUAAAUUCUGUUUAUGAAAAUGAUCAAGAAUUGAUGAUUCAAUUCUAUGGCUUUGUUGCAAAGGAAGAAAUGGCCUGUGAUGAAGCUGAGCUUGAGCCUGAUGAGUAUGCAGAAAAAUCACGCAUUCAACAUCAGUUGCAAGAGCAGCAAUUGGAGAUGCUAAAACACAUGCGCAAGUUUCAUCCAGAUGAUCAAUCGGCAAUACUUGAAGCGCUUCACAAACAAAUGGAGAACGCCAAUUUCGACAACAGUUCAACUGUUUUGAAUUUUGAUCAAAUUCAAGAGAUUAUUCAGAAAAGAGUUGCCCCAUGAUUUGUCCAGGGGCUUUCUUUUAAUUCAUUUGACCAUGGUAGCUUAGCUAUUAGAGUUAUCUUGGUUUAUUUACCCCACAUUUCUUUCAGCACAAUUUCUUAAUUAUGAACCAGGUGUAUUGACUGAUUUUUUGGCAGGUACUUGUAUUUUCCACUGAAUAUUUUGGCCAUAAAUUGGAUUUUUUUUUUGUUAAAAAAAAUUAUGGGGCAAGUAG